AUGGACGCUUUAGGGCCGUCUCCCUUCGAUCAAUCAUCGCAGUUCGCCGGGGUCACCGUCACCGCUGCCAACCAGCAAGUCCUUGACUACAUCGAGGCAACCUUCAAUGCAAUCAUACAUGAACUCAGACUCCCGUCAGGCGACGGCAAGCCAGUUGUUGCCCUGAAUCGAAUAGUAGCAGUAAAACCUCACCUCGACGAAGACGACGCCAUGCGAUUGAAAUGGCAUGUCGAAUCCCGAAGAGUCAGAUACCACUUUCCGGGCAAGAACAAGGACGAAGCGCGGCGAUUCGCCUGUGUUGGACGGAUAUUGCGUGAGAUAUAUGUUGCAAUCAAACAAGGUGUCACAAUCACGAAGAGGGACAUUUAUUACCACGACGCGGCUCUUUUCAAAAAUCAAGAAACGGUGGAUCGAUAUGUCGAUGAUAUUGCACACACGUGUCAGGUGACAAGACGAGACCUCAACGUCGUUGCAAGCCCCAAAGGCCUCGUUGCCGGACUCAGCUAUGCUCUCACUAGUGAGCAGGCACCCGUUAUUCAGAUCGUCUGCAUCAAUACCCCCUUCACCGACACGGAACAUAUCAAGUGGAUCCUUGUCAUCGAGAAAGAAGCAACAUUUAAUGCUCUGACUGAGAGAGAAUUCCACCAGAACCCGACCAUCGGACCGGGUCUUCUCGUAACCGCUAGGGGAUAUCCCGACGUCGCCACUCGUAUUUUCUUACGCCAGCUUCUCGAUCACUCUCCGUCCCCUAUCCCGGUAUUUGGCCUGUUCGACUGGGAUCCACAUGGCGUCGGCAUUCUGAAGUGCUACCUAUACGGAUCGAAAAAUUUGGCACAAGAGCAUGGUUGUAAUAUCCCAGAUAUAAGAUGGGUAGGCAUUAAGGCAGAAGAUGUUCUUCCACAUCAAGAUAUCGGCAAUCCGACCAUACAGUUGUCGAAGCGUGACAGAAUGACAGCCAUUGGAUUGCUGGGGAGCCAGGAAUGGCGCGAUCAAGCAGGCACCCCUCUGCCGGGUCUGCAGGAGGCAGUCACCGAGGUUCAGCGGAUGCUCAUGUUGAACCGAAAGGCCGAAAUUCAAAGUUUGGAUGAAAGACCAGGCGGCCUCGAGGGCUGGCUGACUGGGAAGCUGGGGCAACGGCUCUGA
Molecule: messenger RNA, 1143 nt
Organism: Cladophialophora psammophila CBS 110553
Lineage: Eukaryota; Fungi; Ascomycota; Eurotiomycetes; Chaetothyriales; Herpotrichiellaceae
Exons: 6
Coding region: 1-1143 (380 amino acids)
Biological process (GO): reciprocal meiotic recombination; meiotic DNA double-strand break formation; meiotic DNA double-strand break processing
Cellular component (GO): nuclear chromosome
Molecular function (GO): DNA binding; DNA topoisomerase type II (double strand cut, ATP-hydrolyzing) activity; ATP binding
Source: RefSeq, a predicted model, not a curated record